GAGCUCACAAUUUCUCCUGGUGUCUGAUGUGGAGCAUGGAAAAAGACCCUUUGAACGCUCAUCAGGCUUGCUGUGCUUGCAAGAAAAACAAACGCAAGUGCGACAAACGCUUGCCGGCAUGUGGUCUCUGUGCCCGGACUGGGCGUGCUUGUGAGUACGAUGAGACUCCUAGGCCACCUCCCUCGGCGGAUGAGUUCGCAGCUCUGCAAGUCAGAAUUACAGAACUCGAGGCUCGUCUGAAUAUUGCUUGCGGUGGUUCUGCUUCUGUUGCUAGCCCUACCCCAACCUUUAGCAGCCCAAAAACAUGGACUGACACUACACUCUCUUUGACCCAAUUUCCGUUCGCCAUGUUCCUCGAUCUUGACUGCUAUGAGUGGGCCAGGAUGAAGCUACCGAGGCCAACAGCUACGGUUCCAAUGGAUGUUCUUACGAUCCUUAACCAAGCGAACGGGAUCUUAGAGAUUUCUCAGACUUAUUUCAAUACGAUCCAUCGCUGGAUGCCAAUUAUUUCAAAGAAACGAAUAGAUCUUGGCAUCCCGUUUCAAGGCGGCGGACCGGAUCUGGCGAUGUUGUUUCUUGCCAUGAAGCUGGUAACCACAUACCCCGAGUCGACAGAAAGCUUAUACGAGACUACCCGAGCUUUCCUUCGGACCCUUGAAGCGGAUAACGUCAUAUCAAUACGCUGUCUCCAGGCUAUAAUUCUGGUCGCCCUCUAUGAAUACAGUCACGCCCUCUACCCCGCCGCAUGGAUGACAGUUGGGGCCUGCUCUCGGUACGCGGAUAUCAUUGGGCUCUCUCCUUCCGGACGGUGCUUGAGAAUUAUAGAGAGUAAUACGACCUGGACUGAACUAGAAGAGCGACGGCGUACCUGGUGGGCUAUCUUUAUUCUUGACCGAGCAAUUUCACUCGGUAGCAGGCGAAGGUUUUCCUGCCCAGAACCAACUGAAGUCGAUGUCUUGCCAGGGAACGAUGUUGGAUGGAAUUCAGGCGAUGUUUCUGGGGCUUUGAAUUGCGCUGUUUCAACACCCUUCUCUAACCUGCAGUCGCCCUUCGCCCGUCUAUGUCAAUCCGCUAUAUGCAUCGAUCGAGUGAUGAAAUUCCGGCAUACGUGUCAGCAAGUUCCCAAAGAGCAAAGCACUACUAUGGCCAUCGUGCUCACGAAGGAAUUAUGUGCCUUCAGUGAUAUACUCGAGGGAAACUCAUCACGUUCUACAAAUAUAGAAGGAUAUCUAGAUCUUUUUGCCCCUCGCUGUUUGGUCUGGUCUGCCCUAUUCUUGCUCCUCGACAACUACUGUUGUCCGGAAAAAUUAGCCAAUGAGCCUGGUUAUCCACUCUCGGGCAGUGCUAAGACGCCUGAAGAGCAGAUUUUACAAGUGGAUGCAACAAUUAUCGUGCGAAGUAUCAGUAAUGAAGCGCACAAUGCGAUCUUGAAGGUCGUAGAGACAUUGGAUAAUUAUCCGCGCGCUCAAGAUCAGCUGACCGGAAUUUGCCCCUUUGCGCUUGAUGCUCUGUACUGCACGAUGGCGACAUUUCAUUGGGAGCUUCGGGAGUCAGGUGAUGAGACGGCUAGGGUCAGCCUCGAGGACAUUGCGCAGUGCUUGCAAAGGUUAGGUGAAGUAUGGCCGUUAGCUUUGAGAUAUCUUGCACUGGAGGGAGUGUAUUCUGGUGCUGUCGCGGAACGCUGCGGUAAUCCAGAAGGCUUGCCGCCGCCUUCCUAG
This is a messenger RNA of Penicillium canescens, 1718 nucleotides long. RefSeq names its product Zn(II)2Cys6 transcription factor. Gene Ontology annotation, biological process: DNA-templated transcription; regulation of DNA-templated transcription. Bases 27 to 1718 code for a protein of 563 amino acids. Lineage: Eukaryota; Fungi; Ascomycota; Eurotiomycetes; Eurotiales; Aspergillaceae. Gene Ontology annotation, molecular function: zinc ion binding; DNA-binding transcription factor activity, RNA polymerase II-specific; DNA binding. Gene Ontology annotation, cellular component: nucleus. The record is from RefSeq and is a predicted model, not a curated record. The transcript is spliced from 4 exons.